AUGGCCGCCUACAAGAACGUUGCCCUCGUCGGUGCUAGUGGAAACAUUGGCAGAAUCAUCCUCCAUGGUCUUGUCGCAUCGGCCAAAUUCAACGUCACCGUGGUAUCUCGCAAGGAGAGCGAGGCGACUUUCCCUGCCGGCGUCACCGUCCGCAGGACGGACUUCUCCGAGGCGGAUCUCGAGGCGGCAUUCGAGGGACAAGACGCUGUCAUCUCAGCUGUCGGUGCCAUGGGAUUUGGUGAGCAGAAGAAGCUUGUCGACGCUGCCGUUCGAGCUGGUGUCCAGAGGUUCCUUCCAUCGGAAUUCUCCGCUAGUAGCCAAGAUGAAGCGGUGCUGCAGUUGCUACCCCUGUUUAGACAGAAGACGGAGCUCAUCGACUAUCUGAAGACAAAGGAGGCGGAAGGACUGUCCUGGACCGGCCUCGCCACGGCAGGGUUGUUUGAUUGGGGACUCGACAACGGCUUCCUCGAAUUCGACAUUGCCAAUCGUACCGCAACUAUCUGGGAUGGCGGUAAUAAGAGCUUCACACUCACCAAUGAGAAACACCUGAUCGAGGCUGUGGUUUCCAUAUUGCAACAUCCUCAAGAGACCAGCAACAAGUACCUGUACAUUGCGUCUGUUGAGACCACACAGAACGACAUCCUAGCCGCGCUGGAGGAGAAGACUGAAACAAAGUGGACUGUCAAUGCCACCACUACCGAAGAGCAAGUAAGCGACGGAGUCAGGAAGCUUGGUGCGGGAGACUUCAGCGGUGCGUUGACUCUCGUUCGAGCCACCUGCUUCGCGAGUAUUCCGGGUCUGCGGGCGAACUAUGCCAAAGAUGAGACCUUGGCCAAUGGUAUUCUGGGCCUGAAGCUGGACUCUGUGAAGGCUACUGUCGAGCGGGUUGUGCAAAAUAAAUCAAGCUGA
Molecule: messenger RNA, 909 nt
Organism: Aspergillus pseudoviridinutans
Lineage: Eukaryota; Fungi; Ascomycota; Eurotiomycetes; Eurotiales; Aspergillaceae
Product: aromatic alcohol reductase
Exons: 3
Coding region: 1-909 (302 amino acids)
Molecular function (GO): oxidoreductase activity
Source: RefSeq, a predicted model, not a curated record